Dromaius novaehollandiae (emu) is the source of this 798-nucleotide messenger RNA. RefSeq names its product microseminoprotein beta (gene MSMB). The coding region runs from base 82 to 429 and encodes 115 amino acids. Lineage: Eukaryota; Metazoa; Chordata; Aves; Casuariiformes; Dromaiidae. The transcript has 4 exons. The record is from RefSeq and is a predicted model, not a curated record.
GUCCCUCUCUAUAUAAGUCCUCUGAGAAGAUCAGCUUCCUACAAGCUGCCUCCUUACUGGAAGCCUUGUAAUUCUGCAAGAAUGAAAACCUUCUUGGCCUGCCUUCUCAUUCUUGCCAUUAGUGUGACAUUAUCUAAUGCAUCUUGCUUCAUGGAACCAUUCAAGUCAGGAAAUUCUGGUGAUGAGAUCGUAGGUUGCACCGACCUCGAGGGGAAGCUGCAUGAAUUUGGCUCUCAUUGGAAGACCAAGGACUGCUGGGACUGCUCUUGUUCCAGGGAAGGAAUAGGCUGCUGUACCAGCUAUGUAACACCAGUUAGUUUUGAUGAAGAGAAAUGUGAGGCUAUUUUCAACAAGCUGACCUGCAGUUACAAAGUAGUGGAGAAAGCUGAUCACGCGAAAGAAUGCGAAGUCAAUGUAUGGGUGGGCUAACAGAAAAGGGUGGUGGAUUUGGAGGAUAUUUCCUUUUCCCCCCCCUCCUCAUUUCAAAGGUUCUCCCUCUCAAAUUCAAAAAUGUUGAAAUAUGCAGCAUUUGAGUGAAAUCUACUCCCCAAACCUAAUGCUGAGAACUGUAUCUACUCACGAAAGAUUCCCUAUUUCUCUGCCUUCUGCUUCUCUGUGAAGAAGGAGCUGACUUGUUCCUUGCUUGAGAUCAGAAACCAGAAGUGACUUUUUUUAAAGCAUCAUCAGCAAUUGCUAAUUUUAAUUAAUCUCCAGUCACGCUUUGGUGGAGGUAGUACGUUCUGUUGUCUGCACACAAUUGUAUCUUAAAGUUAAAAAUAAAAUCAGAUGAAAAGAUGA